Messenger RNA from Mytilus trossulus (common blue mussel), 2228 nucleotides. Its product is annotated as protein Wnt-10b-like. Gene Ontology annotation, cellular component: extracellular region. Lineage: Eukaryota; Metazoa; Mollusca; Bivalvia; Mytilida; Mytilidae. The coding region runs from base 368 to 1576 and encodes 402 amino acids. Gene Ontology annotation, biological process: neuron differentiation; cell fate commitment; canonical Wnt signaling pathway. The transcript has 6 exons. The record is from RefSeq and is a predicted model, not a curated record. Gene Ontology annotation, molecular function: frizzled binding; cytokine activity.
AUCCGUGUGAAAGAUUAUCAUAUAGUGACAAAACACCAGUGAACACACGUACUUAGCGAAUGAUCCAUAAUCAAACAGCAAUAUCUAAACGAUAAGCUCCGGAGACUAGGUCGGAAUAUUUAAAUAAUUUCCGGAUUUCAAACUGUAUCAAUCGGAUCAAAUUUGGUUACAAACUGUCAAUCUUGUUCUAGAUAACACGAGAUAGUGAAAUAGUUUUAGCGAGUUUUACUUUAACGUUGAUACUUAAAAACUGCCCUUCUGUAAGGAAGUACAAAAAUUAAAGUGAAUUUUAUUCAUAAGAAAUAAAAACUAAACGAACAAAUAUAAAUGUUACUGUGAAUCUAAAAAGUGCAUUGAAAAACAGAUAAUGGAAAAUUCAAUGGAAACACAACAAGACGCUGGUUUUAUGAAUGACAGUGAAAUCGACAGUUGUAAAACGUGUAAUUAUAAAAGGAGAAAGUGUUGUAAAAUAUGGAACUUCCGUUUAACAAGACACAAUGUUAGAACAUAUUACUCUAAUUAUUCAACGACGAUCAACACAAUCCUGUUUAUAUUUAUAUUUUGUUUAUCUCAUGUGAGGGGUAUGAGCAAUGACAUAUUACGUUUAAAUUUACCGCCAAAAGAACCGGUGAUAGACCCUAAUACUGUCUGUAAAAAUUAUCCAGACUUGUCUCCUGAACAAUACAAUUUAUGUUCUAAAUACCCGGAUGUGACAGCAUCUGCGAUUCAGGGAAUACAAGUAGCAAUACACGAGUGCCAAUUUCAAUUGCGUUAUCACCGAUGGAAUUGUUCUAGUUUAGAAAAGAAGAAUAAAAAUCCUCACGCUAGUCCAUUUCUUGGAAGAGGAUAUAGAGAGACAGCUUUUGCGUAUGCAGUAUCAGCAGCAGGAGUUGUUCACCAAGUGGCAGUAGCCUGCAGUUUGGGUAAAUUAAAAUCAUGCGGAUGUGACGUCAGUCAGCAGGGUAAAAUGAAAAAUAAAUGGGAGUGGGGAGGAUGCAGUCAUAAUAUAGCCUUUGGAGAAGAUUAUUCGAGAAAGUUUUUAGAUUCUAAAGAAAGAAAAGCGAAAGAUAUUCAUGCAAAAAUUAAUAUCCAUAAUAACAGAGCUGGAAGACUGGCUGUAAUCAGAAAUGUUCGACGAAAAUGUAAAUGCCACGGGAUGUCCGGAAGUUGUGAAAUGCAGACAUGUUGGAAAUCAACACCGGAUUUCCGGGAUGUAGGAGAUAGAUUAAUAAAGAAGUAUGAAUCCGCGAGAAAGGUAAAGGUAAAUAUUUUGAAUAAAGCCAAAACAAAAUUCAGAAGAAUUCGACGCCGAACGAAGAAAUCCGAUUUGAUGUUUUAUGAACGAUCUCCAAAUUACUGUGAUCCAAAUCCGUUAGUAGAUUCACCUGGGACAUCCGGGCGAUUCUGUAAUAAAACAAGUUCCGGUGUGGAUAAUUGUGAGACUCUCUGUUGUGGACGGGGUUAUAAUACGUUAAGAGUGAAACGUUCCGAACGAUGUGAUUGCAAAUUUCAUUGGUGUUGCUACGUUGUAUGCCAAACAUGUACUUAUAAUGAAUGGGUCACAGUUUGUAAAUAAAUUAUGUCAUAAUCUAAACAUGUGUAUACCAGUGUCCAUAUUAGUGGUCAGUUGUUUUUCUAUGAUGUCAAAAGCAUAUUUUAGAAUUCAGGUGCUAACAAUGACUGAGUCUGUUUGGGCUUGAAAUAUUCAUAUGAAAGUUUUUCUGAACAAACCAUUUCACUAUUUAGCAAUAAUUUGUGACUAAAAUUCACAUACAUGAAAUACAUGUAAGUAUAGAAAUGCUUAUGGAUGUAAAUUAAAAUGACCAGUUGGAUGCCGGAUUAAUGCCGAUCAGAUUUACGGCAUUUACGGAAGUAAGCGAUACGGACGUUUAAUGAGAUUCAAAAUUUAAUGAAAGUGUGUGUGUAAAUGUUGAAAAGGACAACCAUUGUUGAAAGAAAAAAACACUCUUUUUUUAGUCUGUUGCUUUCAUAAACAAUUGAUUAAUUUAUAAUAUACAAGGACAGAAGAUUUUGAAUAAAUUCAAAAUUAAAACGGGAACAGAACUGAUCAGAAACCCGUAGUCAGCCAAAAAAUGAUUAAGGUUGUUACUUAAUCAGACGAUGUGAAUCUCUUGACGCACCUGUUAGGUGUUAAUUAUAUUUUAAAUAGUCGUUACAUUCCAAGAUUGAAUGAAAGAUAGAUAAAACAUGAAUAGUCUGAAUUUGUA